AUGGCGCCCGAUUGGGCAUGGUCCCAUGUUACCAAGCUCACUCCUUAUGCUUCCGGCAAAGGAGCUGGGCGUUGGAAAUGUAAUUAUUGUGGUAAAAUGUAUGGCGGUCCGCCGAAACGAAUCAAGGCGCAUCUUGCUAAAGUUUCUGGGCAUGAUAUUGAAGCAUGUAGUGCUUCAAAUGUUCCUCUUCAUGUUCAGAACCAAGCUCGCCGAAUGUUUGUGGAGCAAAUCGCAAAUGCCCCUUUGUCUUUACCUUCUACAGCAAAUCUACAGAAUAGGCAUUUUGAUGGGGCAUCUGCUUCUGGAGCUGGUACACAAAGUGCUAGUCAAUCUCAGCCUAUGAGUGCUUCUAUAGGCCAUGAGGGAUCAUCUAUUGGUCGAAAGCGAAUGCGAGAUGGCAAUAUUGGGGAAAUGUUUGAUGAUGCAAGAAACAUGAACUUAGAUGAUGCGAUAUCAAAGUUCAUUUUCUUGAAUGCUAUACCAUUUAAUGUUGUGAAAAGCCCAUAUUUUCAUGCGAUGAUCGCAGCCGCUUGUAGUGCUGGACCUAGUGCUACAUCGAGGAUUCUUGGUUACAAAAAGCUUCGUACUACUCAGCUCACUCGUCACUAUACUCUAAUCAAGGAGAAGUUAGCCCCUUUUCGUGAUGGAUGGGCUCGGUUUGGAUGUACAAUAGUGACUGAUGGAUGGUCUGAUAUAAAGAGCAGAUCAUUCAUAAAUUUCAUGAUUACCUCUAUCCAUGGCUCAGUAUUUUGGCAGGGUGUUGACACCAAAGGAGAAGAGAAGACUGGUCUUUGGCUUUGGGAGCAACUUAGACCCAUCAUUUUAGAUGUUGGUGUUGAAAAUGUUGUUCAAGUCAUCACUGACAAUGCUUCGAAUUGUGUAUCGAUGGGGGAACAUAUGAGAGAAGAAUUCCCCUUUAUCUUACACAAUCGAUGCGUGUGCCAUGUUUUGGACUUGUUAUUGGAGGAUAUUGGGAAGUUUGAUUGGGUGUCUAAGAUCGUAAAUGACUGUGAGAAGAUCGUGAAGUUCAUAACUGAGAAGCCAAUGUUACUUGCUUUAUUUCGAAAAUUCUGCUCUAGAGAACUCAUGAAGCCUGCGAAGACUCGAUUUGCUUACAUCUUUCUUAUGGUCAGCCAGCUCCAGCAUGAAGAUGUUUUCCCAUGCCUUCGACGAUUCAUAGUGAGUGCAGAAUUUGAAUCGUCAAAGUGGUAUAACACAAAGGAUGCCAAAGAUGUUUGUACAACAAUUUUCAAUGAUGAAUUUUGGAAGAACGCUUCUACUUUAUUGGUUAUGGUAGCUCCUAUUUUGAGCGAAAUUGAGCGAAAUUGGAGUAGUUGGAACUUGAUCCAAACCAAACGACGCAAUCGCUUGCUUCCGGAGAACUUGAAGAAGUUAGUUUAUGUACACAGUAACACCAGAGUGGUGGAUCGUAUUGAAAGUGAAGGAAUGAAGUUCCUAGAGAUUGAUCUCGACACAAUUGCAAUCGAACCACAAUGGAUGAGGAUUGUAGAGAUGCAAGCUAGGCUUGAAUCUCUUGGUAUAGAAGAUUUAGCCGAAGAAGAUCUUCCAAAUGAAGAUGUGAUUGUUGAGGAAGAUGCCGGAGAUGUUGAGGAACUUGCCGAAGAUGUUGAAGAAGAUGAGUAG
Selaginella moellendorffii is the source of this 1644-nucleotide messenger RNA. RefSeq lists its product as uncharacterized. NCBI's taxonomy places the organism in Eukaryota, Viridiplantae, Streptophyta, Lycopodiopsida, Selaginellales, Selaginellaceae. Gene Ontology annotation, molecular function: DNA binding. The transcript has a single exon. The record is from RefSeq and is a predicted model, not a curated record. Bases 1 to 1644 code for a protein of 547 amino acids.